AAUCUGGCGCGCGUUCACUCAUGAGUGCACUAAACAAUUUUUUUGCCUGAAAAAAAUAAUUUUUUUUUUCAAAACUUUUUCUGAAUAAAAAAUUUCAAAACCAACGAUGGACGAUUUAGAAAUUAUCAAAGAAAAUGUUCAACCAUUACGUCAAGGCAGGAAAAUUGAAGAAUUAAAAGCAGCAUUUGGUUCUGAUAUUGUCGAAACUAAUAACCGUCGUGAAAUGAUUCGACAAAAAUUCCAAAACGACAUUGAUCAAUGCAAAAACGAUGAUGAUAAACUGUUUGAAUUAUAUUAUAAAUAUAUUGAUUGGAUUGAACAAAAUUAUCCACAUGGUUCGAAAGAGAUAAAAUUCAAAGAAAUAUUGGAAAAUUGUUUGGAAAAAUUUUACAAAAAUGAAAAAUAUCAAAACGAUGAACGAAUGUUAUCGAUAUUUCUGCGUCACAUAAAUUUAAUUAGCAAUCCGAUUGAUGUUUUUAAAUUUUUUUAUAAAAAAAAUUUUGCAAAAAAACUAUCACGUUUUUAUAAAGAAUGGUCAUAUCAAUUUGAAAUGCAAAAUAAAUUCAAACAAGCAAUGAAAGUAAUCAAAUUAGGUAUUGAUAAUGGUGCCGAACCAAUAUCGGCAUUGACAAGAACAUUAAACGAUUUGGAAGUACGAACGAUGCGUUUUGUUACAACAACAGCAACGGACGAAGAACAAACCAACGAACGAAAAGCAUUGAAUAAAUUAAAACCAUUAAAAGAUUCAAGUGGGAAAAUAGUCAAAGCACCUAUAACAAGAACUUGUACAUUGAAAAAUAAUGAUGGUAUUAGGAAAAUAUCGAAUAUUGAUCCUAAAUCAAAUCAACAACAACAACAAAAUGUUGAACCAAAAUUUGAAAUUUUUACUGAAAAUGAAAUUGAUGAUGAUGAUCAACCACCACUGCCACCACCACAAUCAGAUGAUUUGAAAAUCAGCAAUCAACAAAUAUCGGUAAAAGAAAAUGAAAUAAAAACCGAUCAAUGGAAAGGAAACCGGUUGGAUUUGAAGAAGAAAAAAUUACCAUUAUCGGCUAAUAAACAGGAAAAAUUUGAAAUAUUUUGUGAUUCGAAUAAUGUUGCAGUGUCGUCGUCGUCUUCAUCAGACAAUAAUGUUGAUAAACAACAACAACAAAAUAACGAUGAUCAAAAAUAUCCUGUAGUUAUAAUGGAUAAUAAAGAAAAAUUAAAAGGUUGGAUACUAUACGAUCGUAUCGAUGAAAUAUAUCGUAAUGGAACAGAAUAUUCAUUGGAAGAAUUAAAAUAUAAAAAAUGGUUGGCCAAUCAAGAAGAGAAAUUGUUGAUGGAAAAACAAAAAUUAGCUGAAAAAGAUGCUAAUGAAAAAACCGCUGCUGCUGCUGCUGUUAAUGAAAUUGAAAAACAAAAUCAACCAGAAUCGGAAGAAAAAACAACAUUAUUUUUUAUUGAUCCAAAAAAUUCAACAGAAAUAAUAUCAUCAUAUUUAAAUAGUACAUUAUAUCAAACAUUUAAUCAAACUGAACAAUCAAGAUUUAUUAUUGCUGCCGAUAUUUCACAUACUGGAUUUGAUAAUUAUAACGAUAAUGAUAAUGGUAAUUAUCAAUCGGCUGUUGAUCAACAACAAAAACAACAAGAAAAUUUUAAUAUUUUUGUUGAUAAUGAUCAACAACAACAAAACGAUAACAACAAAUUGGAUCAAACAAUGAUAAAUUCACCAUCAUCAAACGGUAAAAUUGUGAAAUCUCAACAAAAACAACGUUUAAAUCUCAACAAACCAACGUUUUUUAAUGAAAAUACUGGACAUUUAAGUCCGAUUGUUGAAUUAAGUCGUGAAGAAUAUAGUAAAUCUUCAUCAUCAUCGUCGUCUUCGUCAUCGGCUACAAUAAGCUAUGUGGGUACAAAAAAAGUACUCAUUUUCAUCAAUAAUAAUAAUAAUUUGGAUCCAUUUGAUUUGAAAAAUCGACAAAAAAUUUUAUCCAAAAUUUCUGAUCCAAUUGAUUUUCGUACUGGUUAUCAUAAAAUAUCCGGGCAAAAAUUACCCAAAAUUUUUAUUGGACAAAUUUUUCAAAAUUUUAAUCAAAAAUUUAUUUUACUUCCUUAUGACAAUCAUAACGAUGAUGACCAUGAUAAUAAUGAUGAAGAAUUUUAUCUUUAUGCACGACCAAUAUUGGAUGAUCAAAAUCAAUCAGAUUUUUCAAUAAAUUCAAUGAAAUUAUCCAGAAAAAUUGAUUAUUAUUGGGAAUUCUAUAUUUAUGAUGAAUUACGAAAACGUUUAAAACAGAAUAAAUAUGGUACCGAUAUUGAUCUAUCGAUAUUAUUAAUUGAACAAAUGAUUUUCUUUCAAAAUGGUUAUCUAACAUUUUAUAAGGAUUUUGAUUGGAAUUUUUCCCUACGGAAUUUAAUUCGAAAAAAUCAAGAAAGAUUUCCCGAUUUAAUCAUUGCAAUUGUUGCAUUAGAAUUGAUAUUAAUCAUUAAGAAAUUACAUGAUUGUGAAAUAAUUCAUUCGAAUAUUUCCAUUGAUAAUGUUAUUCUGUCUUCAAUUAACGAAGAUGAUAUUGAUGCUUUACCAAUACAAACAUCAUUGAUUAAAUUGAUAAAUUUUUCACAAUCAAUCGAUAUGAAAAUUUUACCCGAUGAUAUUCAAUUUGAUAUUCAAACAAUUGAAAAUAAACAACAACAACAAUAUCGAUUAUAUUGGGAUAUUUUACAACCAAAAUCAUGGAAUUAUCAGAUUGAUUGGAUUGGUUUCUUGAAUUGUAUCCAUUGGAUGGUAUUUGGUAUGGAUUUAAAAAUUCAAAAACAAAAUCAAAACAUCUUGGUUUUGGAACAAACAUUUGAUUCAAAUCUUUCGACAAUUUUUGAACCAAUAUUUAAACAACUUUUAAAUCUAAAUGCUAAUCAAAAACCAGAUCUAGAUGAUCAUAUUAUGAAAUUGAUUGAUUUUAUCAAAUCAAAUAUCGAUAAAGAUGACAUUAGUAUGUUUAAUUCAUUUUUCUUAACUAAUGAAUUGAAUCGAUUGUAAAGUAAACAAAUAAUCAUUUUUU
Dermatophagoides pteronyssinus (European house dust mite) is the source of this 3041-nucleotide messenger RNA. RefSeq lists its product as uncharacterized. Gene Ontology annotation, molecular function: protein kinase activity. The record is from RefSeq and is a predicted model, not a curated record. Gene Ontology annotation, cellular component: nucleus. Gene Ontology annotation, biological process: meiotic sister chromatid cohesion, centromeric; mitotic spindle assembly checkpoint signaling. NCBI's taxonomy places the organism in Eukaryota, Metazoa, Arthropoda, Arachnida, Sarcoptiformes, Pyroglyphidae.